AUGGCCACUCAUAACUUCUUUUCCUCUUCUUCUUCUCCUUGUUCUUCAUCACAGUCCUCCACUUUCACUUUCAGUCACAUUCCAAUCAGCAGUAAUAGUUCGGCCAAAGCUUAUGAGCAAGGUAAGGCCAGUAGCAGCGGCAAGAUUAUUGAUGAUAAUAAGCAGUUAGCGUCAGGAUUUCAAGGUGAUGGAGACGAUGUUGAUUUAUUUUGUGCCAAGUACGGAUUCUAUCAAGAAAAUGAUCAGCCACUGGGUAUAGAAAGGCAGUUUAUUACCAGUAAUUCAUCAAACAAUAUUCAAGAAAGCACCAAACUUCAGGCGGAGAAGACCUGGCCACCUCUUUCUCCUGCAAUUUUAAGGAUCCUAGGUAAUCGUCCAAAUUCUUUAGCCGCGGCUGCCAGUAGUAGUGAUGGUGGCCGCGAUCAUCAUCAGAAACUGUCAGCUAUGCAAAUCGUGAGGCUUGCAGGAGAAAGAUUCGUACAAUUCUCUGAUCACAAGUUCAUUAAUAUCAACAUCUUUAAGCAUCCUUAUAGUUCGACGCUCUCUGAAUUGUGUUCUCAAGAUAAACAAGAUGUGGAGCUCGUCCAGCUCCUCCUGGCCGCAGCCGAGAAGGUUUCCGAGCAGCAAUUCGACAGGGCAAUCAAAUUGGUGAGCCAGUGCCGGAACAGCGCGUCCUGCACUGGCUCGCCGGUUCAAAGAGCAGCGUUCUACUUUGCGGAUGCUCUUCAGUCCAGAAUCGAGCGACAAACGGGUAGCUCCGGUCAUGAAGAUGAUAAUAGGAACGGUGUGAAGGACGGAGAGUGCCUAGCGUCAAGAUUCAACAAGGCGUACCUGAUCUUGCAUCAAACGCUUCCGUUCUCCCAAGUCGUGCAAUUAAGCGCUACGCAGACGAUAUUAGACCAUGUGGUCACGAAACCUAAGGUCCACCUCGUGGAUUUCUAUUUGAGGACCGGAGUUCAGUGGUCCACAUUGAUGCAAGCUCUAUCGGAACGGGCCGCGGCCGAAGAUUACGGCCAAUAUUAUUUCCGAUUCACCGCCAUCGAGACCACCGAGAAAGAAAAGGUGGAGGAAACGGGGAAGCGGCUACAAAGCUUCGCCGCCCAGUUCAACUUGCCCUUCUCAUUCAACGUCCUCUAUAUUCCAGACCUAAAGCACUUAAAAGCAGAGCAAGUGGAGAUCAAGGCAGACGAAGCUGUAAUUAUCCACGCCUCCUUCGUUCUCCGCGCAAUGAUUUCCAAACCGCUGGAGCUAGAAAGUGUGAUGAGAGCCAUCACGAGGCUGAAGCCCUGCGUGAUGGUGGUCCAGGAAGUGGAAGCCAAUCUCAACUCCCCCUCAUUCGUGCACAGAUUCAUCGACGCCCUGUUCUACUACAGCGCGUACUUGGACGCGCUGGAAGACACAAUGCGGCGCGACGAUCAGCACCGGGCGAGCAUCGAAGCCGGGUCGGUCCUCGACGGGAUCCGUAACAUCGUGGCGGCGGAAGGGCGGGAAAGGGUGACGAGAAGCGUGAGCUUGCAGGUUUGGAGAGAGUUCUUUGGGAGGUUUGGGCUUGAAGAAACGGAGCUGAGCCAAACUUGCUGGGCCCACGCUAACUUGGUGGUUCAACGGUUCGCGUGUAAGUCUUGUUGCGCAGUAAGCGGCAAUGGUAAGUCGCUGGUGGUGGGAUGGAAAGGGACGCCUAUAUAUUCCUUUUCUGCUUGGAAGCUCCGAUCCCUGCGUCGUGACAAUUGA
Molecule: messenger RNA, 1731 nt
Organism: Ipomoea triloba (trilobed morning glory)
Lineage: Eukaryota; Viridiplantae; Streptophyta; Magnoliopsida; Solanales; Convolvulaceae
Product: DELLA protein RGL3-like
Exons: 1
Coding region: 1-1731 (576 amino acids)
Biological process (GO): regulation of DNA-templated transcription
Cellular component (GO): nucleus
Molecular function (GO): DNA-binding transcription factor activity; sequence-specific DNA binding
Source: RefSeq, a predicted model, not a curated record